AUGGACCACCCUUCCCCUCUCUCCUGUCAGGACGGGCGGAUCGAGUUCUCUGAGUUCAUCCAGGCGCUGUCGGUGACCUCAAGGGGAACCCUGGACGAGAAGCUUCGGUGGGCCUUCAAGCUCUACGAUCUGGACAACGACGGCUACAUCACCAGGAACGAGAUGCUGGACAUUGUGGACGCCAUUUAUCAGAUGGUGGGGAACACCGUGGAGCUCCCCGAGGAGGAGAACACCCCCGAGAAGAGGGUGGACCGGAUCUUCGCCAUGAUGGACAAGAAUGCUGACGGGAAGCUGACCCUGCAGGAGUUCCAGGAAGGAUCAAAGGCAGAUCCCUCCAUCGUGCAGGCGCUGUCCCUCUAUGACGGGCUGGUAUAGUCCAGGGCCCAGAGCCGGGAUGCCUGGGAACCACUCGCCUCCUCCCGUGCCAUGAGGCCACCUCCGCCCCAACACCACCCUCCUGUGUCCACCCAGCCUUUCUCCGCAUCCACACCCAGCCGGGCUGCCCUGGAACCGUGAGGCCCGGCUCUCCUCCCCCCUGCCCUGCACCCACCGCCGCCUGAAGCCACCGGCUCCAAUUGCCAUCCACCUCUGCUUGUCCAGAAACCAACACGAAACGGAACAGGCUCUAGCCCGCUGCAAAACCGAGGACUCGGCUGCCUCGCGGGCAGCCUCUGGGUCCCUCCCGCUCUCCUGCGCGUGUGGCUUUUGUUUUUUUAUUUCAAACAGACAUUGAAACAGAAAAAAUACAAAAACAAAACUACCUUCUGUCCUGGAAGGUGCAGACUGACAGAUGGGGAGAAGGCUACCGUUGACCUCAGAGAACACUGCCUCCCGCCUCGGCCGUCCUUCAGCAGCCGGAGAGGCCACGGGAAGUCACGGCCUCGGCCACGGUGCGCUCGGGGCGUCGGGUGGGGGCCCGCCUGAUUAACGUUGUUUGUCGUCCCAUCCGCGAGCAGCGAAACCCCCUGCGUGGCUAGGAGGAUUCACGAUGAGGGUGAUGAUGAUGAUUUUUUUGUGAUAACAGUAUUGUGCUUUUUGUGGGGAAAGUGAGUUUUUUUUAUA
Ailuropoda melanoleuca (giant panda) is the source of this 1062-nucleotide messenger RNA. Its product is annotated as neuronal calcium sensor 1-like. Lineage: Eukaryota; Metazoa; Chordata; Mammalia; Carnivora; Ursidae. The transcript has 6 exons. The record is from RefSeq and is a predicted model, not a curated record. Gene Ontology annotation, molecular function: calcium ion binding; calcium sensitive guanylate cyclase activator activity. The coding region runs from base 1 to 375 and encodes 124 amino acids.